UGAACGAAAGAGAGGGAGCAAAGCGAAUGCAGGGACGAGUAAAGUCGAUUCAACCGCGUGAGCCAUCAGACCGUUCAGUCGUUAUGGUUACUGCUCGCAAACACAGGUUCCGUUUGCCUCUAAUAACAAGUUAAACUUAUAAUAUUCAAACUCGGUAGGCAACUAUGGACUGGGCUGCGGAUUUAGAAAUCACCUCGAAAAAGCUUUUACCUCGCCUUGGUAGAAGAUCGACGCAAAGUGUCGUGCAAGAAGAACCUAAAUUUGACGAUGAUCUGUUGGAAAGUUCUAUAUCGUCAUCCUCUGUGAAAUCGGCACAGCCACCUGUAGCACCUCCGCGUACUAGAAAAACUGGAUGGGGUGAUGAGCUGAAAAGCGGGAAAACACGUGGUGCAUCGAGUAUCAUCGAACAACUGUUUCUUAGGGAACGUUUUCGAGGGACGGAGAAGGACGAUGUGAUCGACGAUAUUCCUGUCAUACCGGAUUUGGAUGAAAUUCAAGAGGAUAAUGCUUUAUCUAACAUAAAUACACCAAUGGUAAAUGUGAACAGAGUCACCGCGUACAAAGAACUUGACACGGACUUGGUGAAGAAUGCCGCGUUCACGUCUCUAAAUGGUGUUAAUCUUUCUCUUCUGGCAGAGAAACUGUACAACGAAAAUUUGACGAAAGAGCCGGAUGAAGUAUGGAACUGGAAUCUCCUUUUUACUCAGGUUACAUCUGAAGUAAAUAGCGAGACGCAAAAGAAACUUGUUACAUAAUUUUUGUAGUUUUUAUAAUAAAAAUAAAGUUAACAAAUGAUGUGUG
This is a messenger RNA of Frieseomelitta varia, 801 nucleotides long. RefSeq names its product intraflagellar transport protein 43 homolog (gene IFT43). Gene Ontology annotation, biological process: intraciliary retrograde transport. NCBI's taxonomy places the organism in Eukaryota, Metazoa, Arthropoda, Insecta, Hymenoptera, Apidae. Gene Ontology annotation, cellular component: cilium; intraciliary transport particle A. Bases 165 to 755 code for a protein of 196 amino acids. The transcript has 6 exons. The record is from RefSeq and is a predicted model, not a curated record.